Molecule: messenger RNA, 9313 nt
Organism: Chlamydomonas reinhardtii
Lineage: Eukaryota; Viridiplantae; Chlorophyta; Chlorophyceae; Chlamydomonadales; Chlamydomonadaceae
Exons: 7
Coding region: 251-8215 (2654 amino acids)
Biological process (GO): selenocysteine incorporation
Cellular component (GO): ribonucleoprotein complex
Molecular function (GO): zinc ion binding; mRNA 3'-UTR binding; selenocysteine insertion sequence binding
Source: RefSeq, a predicted model, not a curated record
AUGAACAUGCGUCUGCACUGUGUAACCUCAGACAAAAUUCUGGCCCGAGAUAGCAUAAUAGCCUGGCAGAGCCUUUCUGCGCACGAGCAAAACCUACAGUGAAAAUGAACCUUUAGCCAUUGACCUCCAGGCCGCAUGCCAGCCGGCUCGGCAGCAUCGCACAAAGGUGUGGGUGACGGGCGCAGCAGCGCUGGCACAAUCUAUGGUGUCCAGGAGCUCUUGUGAGCACUGAACAAGGCAGUGCCAAAACAUGGAAGAAGGAGGAGACUGGGACUGGCGCGAGGUGCGGCCGCGACGGUCAGAGCAGGCCAGCCCACGUCGUGCUGGGUGGGCCGGACCCUCUUCCCGCCCGCCCCCGCCGCCCCCGCCGCAACAGCGGAGCCCUGGGGCUCACGCCGCCGGCAGCAGCGAUGCCAGUGGCAGCGGUGGCGGUGCCCGAAGCGAUGGCGCCUGGGCAGGCCGCACGAGCCCGCCGGGGUCCGUGGCGAGGCACGCCGCAGCGGCAGCAGUGGCGGCGGCACGGCACCCCACCGGCUCCCACGCCUAUGCUGCUGGCGGCGGUCGCGAAGGCACCUGGUACGGCCAGGGCGGUGGCGGCGGCAGCCACGACGGCGGCCGGCCGCCUGCGCCCGGGCCUGGGUACUUAAACUCUCGCGGUGGCGGGGCCGCUGUGCAGGGCGGCGGCCCGCGGCAGCAACUGCAGCAACAACAACAGCAACAGCAGCAGCAGCAGCAGCAGCAGCAGCAGCAACAGCAGUCCCACCAGUACCGACGUCCGCAGCAGCAAGAGCAGCAGUGGCAGUCGCCGCGCCCGCAGCACGACGAGCAGUGGCGAUCUCCGCUGCAGCCAGAGCAGCAGUGGCGUCCCAAGCAACUGCCGUCGCCGUCGCCUCAGCCCAGGGGCCCGUCGUGGCAACCCCAAUCCCAACACCACUCACAACAUCACCAAACCCAACACCAACACCAACCCCAACACAACCAACAACAGCUGCAGCAACAUAGCCAGUCCCACCAGGAGCAGGGCGCAGGUGGAGGUGGUGGUGGAGGCGUGGCGUGGGGCGGCGGGAGGCCGCCGGCGGCGGUGUUGCUUCGACCGCAAGACGGCGGGCGGGCGGGCGGCCACGGCACCGGCACCGGCCCCGCAUCCGGAGCCGGGGUGUCCACACAAGUCAACUACGGCAUGCCCGUGCCUGUGUCCAUGCCUGUGCCCAUGCCGAUUGCGCAGCUACAGCUGCAGCCUGUGUCAGUGCUGGUGCCGCUCCCGGGGCCGCAGUUGAUGAUGGCAGCGCCUCCGCCGCAGCUACAGCAGCUGCAGCAGCAGCAUCCGGGGCCCUUCAGCCCACGCCAGGGCCCAGGCCAGGCGCUUGUGCAACCGCAGCAACAACAGCAGCAGUACGCGUACCAGUAUGAGCAGCAACAGCCACAACAGCAGCAUUCCCACGCGCUGCCGGGGGCAACCCGGCACCAGCCGCAGCAGCCGCACCUGCAGCCGCAACAGCCCCAGCCGCGUGCGUGGGGCAGUGGGCAGGUUCUCCACUUCCCGCAGCAGCCGCAGCCGUCCCAGCCGCAGCAGCAGCUGCAGCCCACAGCCGCCGCCGCCGCCUCCUCCGCCCCGCCCUCCGAGUCCGAGCGCCUCCUAGCUCAAGCACGGCGCAGCCCUUGGGACGCCGUGACCGGCAAGACGCGGUGCCGCGCCUGCGGCAAAGCCUUUGGGAGCUACGCGCAGCUGGCGCAGCACGUGGGCUCGGCGCACGGUGGCGUGAACUCCGAGGACGCCAAGUACAUACAGCUGAGGCGGGAGCAGGCGCAGCAGGCGCGUGCGGCGCACGGCCUGCUGACGCAGCAGCAGGCGCCGCUGCCGGGCCUUCAGGGCAUGCCGGAUUUGGGGGCUUUUGGCGGCGGCGGCGGAGGAGGCGGAGGAGGCGGAGCGGGCGUGGAGGGAUACGGUCCCGGGCCGGGGCCGCCGCCACAGCCGCGAAACUCUGACGGCAUGCAGGACGGCGGCGCGCCUGGCGGCGCCCGGGGCGGCCGCAGGCUACAGCCGGCGGCGGGAACGGCCGCCGGGCCUGCGCCAGGACCAGGGCCGUGGUCGGGUGCUGCUGGUGCCGCUGCCGCUGGCGCCAAUGCUUCCGGGAGCUCGGGCCCCAGCCGACCGGUGGCCUGGGGCGCCGGCGCGCGAGCGACUGUGUCGGCGGUGCCUGCCGGUCGUCCGGGGCCGGCGGCUGCGCCCGGCGCCGGGGCUUGGGUGACGGUGGCGGCGAAUGGUCGUGUGCAGCGGAGCACAGGGGCCGGUGUGGGCGCGGGUGCUGGUACGGGGGCCAGGGCGGCUGCCGCCGGCGCGGCCCGGGGGCGGCCGGCUGCAGCCAGUGGUGGUGCUGCUGCCACCACAGCGGCGGCGGCUCAGGGCGUCAGGCCCAGCCGGCGAGUGCUGACACUUGCAGACCUGUUCGCGGCGGCGCCUGCUGGCGGCGGUGGGGGUGGUGCCAAGGGCGGCGGCGGCGGUGCCGGCGGCAUGCGUGUCGUGGUGAGCAACUCGUUGCGUGUGGUCGUGCGCGCGCCCACGGCGACCGCCGGCGCCGCCGCCUCUUCAGCUGCGGGCGGUGCCGCCGCUGCGGCCGGCGGCGGAGCCGCCGGCGGGGCGGAGCCGCCGGCGCCGGGCAAGCGGCAGCGGCUGACGGCGGCGGGCACGGUGGCGGCGCGGCCGAAGAAGGCCUUGACGCGUGCCAAGCGCCUCAUCCUGCAGAACCGCGCCAACCGGGGUCUGGCGGAGGCGGCCGCCGGCUACGGCCGCGCGCUGGCCGCCUAUCGUGCGGUGUUGACUGUGGUGGAGACGCUGGCGGCCGAGCUGAAGCGCGAGCGGCAGCAGGCGCAGACGCAGGCGGCGCAGGAGAAGGAGAAGGAGCCGGCGGAGCAGGGUAAACAGCAGGGGCAGGAGCGCGGCGACGCUGCUUCUGACCCUGCUAGCACUGUAACUGCCAGCACUGCUACUGCCAGCACUACCUCCGCCGCAGCGCCAGCCACAACCACGCCCUCAGCCGCAGCCACAGAUGUUCGCGGUGUGGGCGCCAUCGCUGCCUCCGCCGGCGCGCUGCCGCCGGGGCUGCGCCCUCAGCUGCUAGGGCUGGCGCUGUGCAAGGCGCGGCCGCAGCUGGUGAAGCUGCACGCUACGGCGCGGGGCAAACGGGCCGUGUACGUCGCCAAGUUGAAGCAGCACGCGCAGGUCCAUCGCCAGCCGGAGCCGACGGAGGCGGAGCUGGAGGCGGCGGCGCCUGUGGACCCCCUGCCGCCGCCGCCGCCCGGUCUGGGGCUGCAGCAGGAGGCGGCGGGCGGCGGCGGCGAGGCGGGCGCGGGGGGCAAGGGCGGCGAGGGGGACAGCGACAGCGAAGCGGAUGGUUCUGACUCGGACGAUGACGACUACACAGCCAUGGGCUCCGAGUUCCAAGACGUGCUGCGCCGCUGGGCCGACGUGCUGCGGCUGCCCCGCAAGCUGUACGACUUCGAGACCAGCCCGCCCAUGUCCCCGCCCCGCCACGGCGGCAGCGGCGGCAACAGCGGCGCCGGCAGCGGCGGCGAGAGUGGGGCCGAGAGCGGCGGCGGCGCCGGCGGCGGCGGUUCUGCAACGCUGCCGGCGCUGAAGCUGCUGUCGGCUCUGCCGAUGGUGGGUGCGCCCGCCGUGACGCUGCACAGCUUUGCAGCGGGCGGCGACGCCGGCGGGACAAGCAGCACGCUGGGCGCAUCCACGGCAGCAGCAGCAGCGGCAAGGCCGGCGGCGGCUAGGGCGGCGGCAGGCAGCGCGGGCGCGCCCGCCGCCGCCAAGGCCGCGGUUCCGGACUGGCUUGCCGGCAGCGAUUCGGAUGAGGAGGAGGACGAUCGCAGCGGCGGUGCGGGCGGUACCAGUUUGUCCCUCUUUGGCGCAGCCGCGGGGCCCCGACCGGUCACAGCAGCUCCCAAGCCUGCACCUGCCACCGCGCCCACCGCGCCCACCGCGCCAGCGGCGACAGCAGCACCUGCCGCCGCCAAGCCUGCCGUUCCUGCGUGGCUCGUGGCGGGCAGUGACGACUCAGAUGAGGAUGAGGAUGACGACGUCGGUCCGGGGCGGCCGGCGGCGGCGUCCUCUUCCCUCUUCGGCGUAGCGGCCGCCGGCCGCGCGGUUGGUGCCAAGGCCGAUGCAGCGGCGGCUGUGUCUUCCGCGGGCGGUGGUGCCGCCAAGACCGCGCCAAGCACUGCGGUGGCCGCCGCCGCCGCCGCCGCCGCCGCCGCCGCGACGGUGACAACGACAGCACGCACGUCGAACUUGCAACAGCCGGCCGGGCUGCAGACGAAGAAGUCGCAGCCGCUGGCGGCGCCGCGGCCGGCGGCGGGCCUGUUUGGGGCCGGCGGCGCGGCGCCCGCCAACAACGCCUUUGUCACCCCGGCCUGGCUGGGUGGCGGCGGCGGCGGCGGCGGCGCCGGCGGCGCAGCCGCAGACGACGAGGAGGACGAGGAGGAGGAAUGGACGGAUGCGGGGCACUUUGGCGCUGGCGGCUGGACGGACGUGUUAUCAAAGUGGCAGUCGCGCGUCACCACCGGCCUUGGCACCGCAGCCGCACUGCCGCUCUUCACGCCCACGCCCGCCGGCGUCGCCGCCGGACCCGGGAUCUGGGGCGUCGCAGCCUCCCACCCCUUCCUGCCGCACACGCCAGCAUCCGCGCGGGCCCCCGCCGCUACAGCCGCCGCAGCUGCUACAGCCGCCGCAGCUGCUGCUACAGCCGCAAGGGCUGGGGAUGACGACGACGAUGACGGAGGUCUGACGCCGGAGGCGGCGACGGCGGCGGCGUCGCUGCUGCUCGAGCACCACAAGCGCCAGACCGGCUCCGAGCCGCCGCUCGCGGCGAUCAUCGCCGCCGCCAACGCAACCGCGCCAUCAGGCGCGGCAACCGCGGCGACGGCGGCGGCGACGGCGGCGGCGGCGGCUACUGCCCAAAAACUGAUGAGGCAGAGCGCCUCCAACGCAGGGCUACAGCCGAAACAGCAGCAGCAGCAGUCGCUGCUACUGCCGGUCGCCGCCGCCAGCCCCUGGCUUCAAUCGCUCAUGGCGCCGCCCGCCGACGGCGACGAUGACAGCGACGAGGACGAGUACGGCAGCAUGUACGGCGUCGGUACGGCAGGCGUUGGUGGCGGGCUGUACGGCGGCGGCCCUCCGGGUGGCGGCGGCGGUGGCGGCGGCGCGCAGGUGGAUGUGCUGGCCAACUGGAUGGCUGCCACGUCAGCGCCCAAGAUCGCGGAUCUGUUCCGGCAGCAGCACAUCUUGAUCCAGCAGCAUCAGAACCAGAUCCAGGCCAUGUACGGCGUUGGCGGCGGCGCGGCGGCGGCGGGCGCCGGCAGCGCAGGAGCGGCGGCGGCGGCCGUGGGGCCGGUAUCUGUGGCCCAUGCGGUGGCUACGGCGUCAAGAAGAGCGGCGGCGGCGGCGGCUGUUGGCGCGGCGUCGGUGGGAGCCACAGCCACUGGCGGCGCCACUGGCGGCGCCACUGGCGGCGGCGGCGGCGGCGGCGGCAUCAAGAUUAUUAGCCGAGCUAUGCCGGCGGCGCAGUCACCUCAGCCGCCGUCGCCGCAGCCGCCGCCGCCACAGCCGCAGCAGCGCGGAAAGCGGCGGCAGCAACAACAUCAGCAGGAACUGCAGCAACAGCAGCAGCGGCAGCAGCAGCAGCAACAGCAGCAACAGGGGUACCCGCAGCAGCAAGCUCAGCAACAGCACACAGCUCCGCGCGGCGAGUCCCCCACUACCUCCACGCCCUCGCAGCUGCUGCUCCGCUCUUCGGCCGGCGCCGGCAAGGCUAGGCCAGCGGCAGCGGCAGCGGCAGCUGCCCUGCCGCCGCUGCCUGCCCUGCCGCCGCUGCCGCCGGCACGGGACGGAGCCCGCAGCACCACUACAAACUCAAACGCCAACACCAGCAGCAACAACACCAAUAGCAACGGCAGCAGCGCCGCGGGCGGCUCAACGGCGCCCGCGGCAGCGGCCGUGCAGCUGCUCACGCGUGGCGGCGUACUCGGCGGUCCCGCCGGCGCCAGAGCCGCGCCUGCAGGUGCCGCUGCCGCUGCAGGUGCCGGUGCCGGUGCAGGCGGCGGCGCGGCGGCGGAGCGAAAACACACGUCGCCGCCGCGCGUCAGCGCCUGGGCUCGUCCGCUGGCGGGCGGGGCAGCACACCAGCUGCCGUCGCAGCUGGCUGCAACGGCAGCACCCGCGGCGCUAGCGGCGCGGCCUGGUGACCGGCGAACUCCGCCGCCGCCGCCGCCGGCACUGCCGCCGCCGCCGCCGGCGUCUUACGUGGACAAGCUGCGAGGCGCCCGGGCCGCUGCUGCUGCGGCUGACGCCGCCGCCGCUGCCACCGGCGCCGCCACCUCUGGCGCUGCUGCCACCGGGCCGGCUCCAUCUGCUCACGGCACGACGGCGCAAGCGCCGGUUGACGGCGAGCCGCCACCCCAACCGCCAACCGCCUCCAACGACCAGCAGCAACCGGCAGCCCAACCGCCGGCAGGCCAACCGCCGCAGCAGCAACCGCUGCUGCCUCCCGAGUUCCGCUGUGAGGCGUGCGGCGUGCACUGCAACAGCCGCUGGACGUACGAGCAGCACGUGAGCAGCCGCAAGCACCUGGUGCGAUGCAAGGCCCUGGGCAUAGAUCCGCCGCCACUACCGCCACUGCUGCCGCUGCCGGUGCCGCCGCCGCACCCCGGCGCCGACGGCAGGACCAGCACCACCAGCACCAGCACCAGCACCACCACGCCCGGAACGCCGGCACCCACCCACUCCGACUCCACCACCACCGCCAUCACCACCUCCACCACCGCCACCUCCUUCACGGACGGCGCCGCCGCGGGCCCCGUCGCCCUGUCCUGCGCGCUGUGUGGCGUCACCUGCAACGCCGAGUUCACCUUCUCGCAGCACCUCGCCAGCCGCCGCCACCUGGCGCGAGCUGCCAAGCAGCUACUCCGCGCAGCCAUGCCGGCGGCGGCGGCGGAAGCCGGCGGCAGCGGCGCCGCCGCCGCCGCCGGCGCGGCCGCCAGCAGUGGAAACGGCGGCGGUGGCGACAGCGGGGCUGGCGCGCGCGACGCUACGGGCCGGCCGGGCUUACGAGGGGCGCGCGAGCAAGAGGAGGACGUGAACGGCUACUACACGGGCUUGGGCGGUCGAGGCGAUGAAAGUGACGGCGACGGCGGCGACGGCGGCGACGGCGGCGGCGAGGGGGAGGAGCAGCAGGGUGGCGGCUCGGGUCGCCUAGCCACGGCACGCGGCGGCGGCAUCCGGGCCCUUCAGGGCGGCGCAGUCGGCGGCGGCGGUGGGCGCGGCGGCUGCGGGCCGCUGCAUCGGUUGUGCUGCCAGGUUUUGGAUCCAGAAUUGGACGAACUGGUUUUGGACACGCUGACUCGGAUCCGCGGGUUCCAGGAGCGGGCCAUGGCCAAGAACGCCAUCAAGGCUGCCGCCCACCGCUGGUACGUGUUGGGUCUGCGCGAGGUGCACAAGGCGGUGCGCACCCGCCGCAGCCGCUGUGUGGUGGUGGCGCCGGACAUGGAGGAGGUUGCGGCGGAGGGCGGGCUGGACUCUACGCUGGCAGCCAUCAUGGACAUGUGUCAGGAGCAGGGCGUGCCGCUCGUGUUCACACUCAGUCGCAAGCACCUGGGGCGGGUGUACGGCUUCAAGAAGCGAGUCAGCGCAGUCGCAAUCCUGGAGCUGAACGGAAUCCACGAACCCGCGGCGCGCAUCGCGAAGCUGGCGGCAGCUGGCCGGGAGGCCUGGGCCGCGCAGGCGGCGGCGACGGCAGCGGCGGCGGCGGCGGCGGCGGCGGCGAGCGGCGGCGCGUAUGGGGGCGGCGGCGGCGGUGGCGCGCGCGGCGCUGGAGAGGGUGUGUUUGCGCUUUUAGGGGCGGGGCAUGGAGAGGAUGGCGGGGCUGCGGGCGCGCCAGGCGGCGCCGCCGGGCCGCCGGCUGCGACCGUGGCGUAUCCGGCGGCGGCGGCGGCGCCGGCGCCGGCGGCGGCUGGAGGCGGGAGUGGCGCGGGCGCGGGCGCGGCGAGCGGAGCGCUCCGCGCACACGGCGCGGUGGUGGCGGGGGAGGCGGCGGGUGAUGCGGCUGUCGGCGGCGGCGGCGGCGCCGGCGGCGGCGCGCGUGGCAGUAGCAGUGGGAGCGGCAGCGCCAAGCAUCUGAGCGUGUCAGCGCCGGCGUUCGUGCCGCGGUUGCCUUAGGUUUUUGGAUGAUAAUGGUUAUGAUCACAAUGCCGACUGUGCGGCGAUUAUCAAGACAUGAGAGGACCAUACGGCUUCUGCCUAGAAAUUUUGGAGUCAAACGACGUACCAAAGCCGCAUUUAUUUGCUUCAAUUGCUAUUGACCAGGCACUAUAGUAUUUCUUGCCUCAAGCAUAAAAUGGAGGCUUGCCGGCGCAUUACGAACUCUUCAGAUUAGGAUGCGGUCUUCUGUGGCUCGUGCGGCGGCGAUGGAAUGGCACGGACUCCGCAGCUGAUGCAGAUUGCGGCGGGUGUUGCAGGACACGUUGGCACGUUGGCUUUGCUUAUUUGCUGGCUUGCAGUAAUGCAAUGAGUGUCUUAUUCGGCUAGUGCCGCUCUUUUGCCGGCAGAGUUGGUGCGUAGGCAGGGCAGGUCACAACAAGAGAGGUGGACAAUGACAAAAAUAUCAACCACGAACACAACAAACGGGCUGCAUCUUGUCGCAGUCACAGGUAGUCAGCGGCACCGGCCGUGGCUGUAGCGGAGUAGCUGGGGACAGGGCGCCCCGAUGGCAUGUAUGCAUUGCCGCGCGCGCCCGCGCCCGCCCGCGUGCAUGCAUGGGCAAUCGAGGCUUGUGUGUGCGCGUGUGCGUGUGUGUGUUUGUGUGUUUAAAGCAAUAAAGCGAAGUGUGUGUGUGUGUGUGUGAGUGCGUGUGUGGUAUACAAACAGCCGGGUCUUGUAGGCGCUGGUCGAGCUGCAUCGGGAGAGUGUGCGCAGCUGCCCGCCGUGCUAGGUGUUUGCCUGCUGUGCGCUUGCGCUGCCCUGCCUUGUGACGCGCGCCCCCUCGCAGUUUGCUGUAUGCAAACGGGGCCGUUGAUGUGGUGGCAGGCGGCGGCCGCAUUGUGGUGUUGCUGGUGGUGGCUGUAGGCGGUGGUGGCUCAAGAACGUGCGGGUUACACGCUGUGUGUUUGGCACGGUCUUGUGCUCUAGUAGGGAGAGCAGAAAUGGCUGGGGAGGUGCAGCUGGGCAGUUGGGCGACUGUGUGCGGCGGCGCCGCCGUGUGCAUCAUGCGGUCAUGCGUCACUCAAGGAAACAUUUCCGGUGUAAUGCCCAUUGCGG